UUGUUUCUCCGUUUCCUACAUUUGGGGGUGGUGUGGGGUCUUUCUACCGAGAGAACUCCAUCAAGAAAGCAGAGAGAGAGAGAGAGAGAGUCGUCUCGUUCAUAAUCAAACCCCCAAGAAUUGAAGAUCUGAAUUAACUUUGUACUCUGAUAGGAUCACACGUACAGAUACACAGAGAAAGAAAGAGAGAGAGAGAGAUACAGACACUUCGAUUUGAUUGUAUCUCUCUUUUCUUUUAUUUUAUUUUCUUUUUCUGCUGUUUUUCCUUUCUGUCUGUGGGAAUAAGAUCUUCUCGUCAUUCUCCUCAUGCAAUGUCUGCGUCCUGUCCACCACUGUCAUAAAAGAAACCCUCAGAUUUCCUUUCUUGUUUCUCUCCUUUUUUUCCCGGGAGUUUUUCUUCUUCUCCAACAUUAAAAGCACUUAAUUUUAAUUCUAGAACGCCUGUUUUUAAAUGAUUGGUAUUUCUUUUAUGCGUUUGGGAUAUUGAAGCUAGGGUUUUCUUUUUCUUUUCUUUUCUUCCUCUUCUUUAUGUAAGUGGGUAUUGUGCUUGACAUUUUUGGUGGUUGGACUUUCUAGGGUUUGGUUACAUCUUCAGUGGGAGAAAACCUAAUUCUGUUCAUUCUAAUAAAAUACCAUUAGGGCUACCGGCGGAGGAUUAGAGAUUGUAUAUACAAGGACUUUGGGGAUUAUAUUGUACAGCUUGGUUUCAAUUGUUGCUGGAAGCGGGAAGUGUGGGUUCAGUGGCUUUUAUUCUGAGUUCGAACAUUGAAUCUGCGAGAUUGGAUAUUGGGGAUUGCCUCUGAACACGAACCAAUAGAUGCCUUGAGUUAUAUAUUCUUCAUGGUUUUGAGGCACUGGGAAUUCAUCUCUAUUUCAAGGUGAUUGUAUUUUAUUGGCCUAGUGAGAAACACAGGUCGACUGAUUGGGAAUUACUAAAUUUGUCGACAAAGCCGAUCUAGUGGACGGAUCUUGAUCGAAUAUAAUCUGGCUAGAGACAGUUGAGCUGAUUCAGUAUUUAUUACAGUGGAGUUUUGGGCUUUUGAGUCUAGCGGCUACUUUUGUCUUGGGGGUUUGAUUACUUCGUAGAGUCAGAGAAGUUCUAUUGUUAUAGAGGGCAGAAACUGGUCUGCAACGGUGAUUUUGAAGGGUCAUGAAAGAGCUUUUUUGAGCUGGAAAUGAGUGCAGGGUCAUGUUGCAUGGGCAGGGGCCUAGUUUCUGCUUCGUUCCUUUGUUUGAAAAACAGUCCUGGAAGCUAGGAGAAGCAGUUUUGCUGGCAAAAGUAUACCAUAUUUUUGUUUCAAGGAUCGCGUGCAAUGUCUCGCUGCUUUCCAUUUCCACCUCCAGGAUAUGAAAAGAGGGCUAGAAUUGAUGAUACAGACCUACUAACGAAGGUUUAUAUAUCAUCUUUUCUAUUAACUGCCGUUGUUAGCUUGAGUUAGGUUCAUUCCUCCUUGGCUCUUGCUUAUAUGGCUUUUAUGCGUUCAUGUCUGUAUUGAAUUGUAUGAUGGUAUCAAUAAGCUUUGACACAGGGAACUUUGAAUCUUCUGUUAGUAUGUUUAGCGGAGGAAGUUUUAGGGGGAUUAUGGAAAUACAUAAAAAAUUUCUGAAGACCAACUUGGAAUCUGACUGGUUUAGGAAGAACAAUCCUGCUUGGUUAAUCAUAAACUAAAGGGUAACUUCAAGAUCUUACAAAUGUAUCCAUCUUCUUCGGAGAUAUGCUACCGUUGCGACAUAUUUAGGACCACAUUUCACCAGACAAUGUUUGGAUGUCCUCAUGUGUUCCAUAUAUGCUGGCAAUCAGUAUACAUACCAUUUUUUCUAACUCUUGCUUACUAAUGGCUUCUCUGAUGUCUAUUCCUCCUUCCCGGACUGCAUUAUAUGUUGUAACUUCGAAGUGUUUGUAGUUCUCUUCUCGAUCGGAAAACAGGAAAACAAGUGUGCUGGUGCAGGACCUGUAUAGUUAAUAUGAAUAGGCAUAGCCCAAGUACACAAGAUGGUACACAAAAGGAGAAGCGCAAGGAGAAAAAGCAUAAAAAGGAUAAGAAGGGCAGCAGAAAGAGAGAAGGUAAAGAGAAGGAGAAUGAGAAUAAUAAGGAAAAACAUAGUGACAAGAAAAACCAAAAGCAAAAGCACAAAGACAAGUACAGGGAUAGAGAUAAAGUGAAAAACCUGACUUCAGAUGAGAAGAGUUUUGCAGGGCAACCAGAGAGCUGUAAAGGAGAGAGGCCUGUUCACAAUCUGCUGAAUGGUGAGAUUAAACAUGUGCAGGAGUUGGCCAGGAGAAUCAAGGAUGAAGAAAGAGCAACCGAAAAUCCAAUGGUUCAGAAGAUUACUGUUACAGGCCAAAGGAAAUCUGAAUUUCCGAGCAGGGUGGUGGAGGGCAAUGUUGCCCAUUGGGACGAAGGAAAAGGGAAAACUAAGGAAGAGAAAGAAAAUGGCAGGAAGGCCAAUGGACAAAGAAACCAUGUUGAUACAAAAAGUUUGGAGAAUGGAAUUGAUGAAAACUUGUCUGUUCUGCAUCACCGGAAAGUUGAAGGAAUUGCAAAGCUAAUGGAGAAGGAUGUUGAGAAGUUAAAGGAUGGGAAAGAGAAGAACAAGCACAAGAAAAGUAAGGGUGAUAAACCUAGGGAUAAAGAUCGAGAAAAGAAAAGCAAAUCAAAGGAUAAGAACAGGGCAAAAGAAAAGAAAAGGGAGGAGAAAGUGAAGGAGAUAAGUGAACAGAGUAAACAGCUGCCUAAAUUGGAAGACAGUGACUCCCUCGAUACAUGCAAUACUAAGCCAUCAGACCUUCCAGGAAUGAUGGGGAAGAGUUCUUUUGGUGUGGGAAAUCUCGGAAAACGUAAGGAGCUUGUCAAAAAUGGGCUUACACUUGACAAUGGUAUUCGGCCUCAAAAGUUGCUGAGACCCAUCUGCUCCUCUCAUCCUGUCCUGGAAAAUGGAAGGAAGUUGGAACCAUGCCAAAAUACUAGUCAGGUAACAUGUGAGAGGCAGGGGGGUGCCAAUAAUCUUCUGCUGGACAUCAAGGAGCACAAGAGUAAUGGUUUGGUAGAGCUGCAAAGACCUAAUGCAUGUUCAGUGAGGUCUUCAUCCACCCUAAAAGUCUAUGAGAAUGGUGAAGCAUCUACAAAACCACCUUUGGUCGGGACACAAAGACCAAAUGCAUGUUCAAUAAGUUCAUCUCCUCCUGUACAAGUUCAUAAUAAUGGUGGAGCACCUACAAAAUCACCACAUCCGGACUCCAAGUACCUGAUUCAGAUACUUUCUAUACCGAAAAUGGAAGAGUGGUCUGAUAUUGGUGACCAGGAAUGGCUGUUUGGCGGCAAUUGUCUACAAUCAGAGAAACCAAAGGCAGGCUCUCUUCAAGGCUCUCUUCAGGUCGAAGAGGCACACCAUGUGUGGGCAGAAGCUUUGCAGAUGGGGUCUGCUGAUGUUUAUGCUCUGCCAUAUGUCAUUCCAUAUUAAUCGAUGUUAGUUGAAUAUGACUUGGACUUUGAUCGCCCCUUAGUGAGGCUCCUACUCCAAUGGGCUCUCUGCGGACGUGUUAUAGCAUAUGGCUUCUGGUGUUCAUUGGGCCUUUUAUGGACUUGUGCUUGCUUAUGAGAACUGCCUUCAGAUUUCUUUUGGAAGAGACGUCACCCAGCACAUUCUUUUGGAAGAGACGUCACCCAAGUGUGCUGGGUACAGGAAUAUGUCAAUAUGAAAUGCUUCUAUGAAAGUUUUGUUACCUUAGAGUUUGGAAAUUUAAUACAAAUGCGAAUUGCAAGGUUA
Carya illinoinensis is the source of this 3768-nucleotide messenger RNA. RefSeq names its product protein Son-like. The record is from RefSeq and is a predicted model, not a curated record. The coding region runs from base 1966 to 3462 and encodes 498 amino acids. NCBI's taxonomy places the organism in Eukaryota, Viridiplantae, Streptophyta, Magnoliopsida, Fagales, Juglandaceae. The transcript is spliced from 5 exons.